AUGCAUAGGCUUCCAUGCAAUAUCCGAUUUCCCUUCCUUUCCCUUCUACUCUUCUUUUGCAAACGGCGCCACUCUUCUAAACCAAAACAAUUUUACGUAUUUACCAGUUGCCACCCUCUCGUUAAACCCUAAAUUCCCGCCCCCCAGAAAGAUCACUGCUUUCUCCAGAACCCUAAGACACGUCCCAAUCGUCAGCUCUCUCUAUCUCUCUUGCCCUAUGCUCUCGCAACUCUAAACCUUUUUCUUCUUCAGGUUUAACAUUUAGCUCAAGCGGUUUUCGGAUAUAGGGUUUUUUAAUGGGUAGCAAGAAAAGAAGCACCAACUCUGUAGAGGAAGUGGUAGAGGGUCAAACAGAUUUAGCUGCAGAUAAUACAGUUUCGAUGCCUUCCGAUAAGAAAAGUAAGAUGUUUAUCAAAACGGAUGCACAGAUGGGAGAUGGGGUUGCUGCCCCUUCUUCUGUUCCUAGUUCCAUUAAACCAAUGGAGAGAAAAAAGAAGAGAAAACAAUUAGACAAGGAGAGACGGCGUUCAGUUUUGGAAAAUGAGGAAUCUCAGCCCAAACAAAUGAAUCUUGAAUCUAAAAGAAAUGAUGCCUGGGAACCUGUGGCAUCUUCAUCAACUAUUGGUUUGCCUGAGUUCCAUAUCAGUGUUUUUAAGGACUUGGCCUCUGCAAAUUCUUCUGUGAGAGAAUCAGCUGUGGAAACGUUGGUGACAGAGUUGCAGGAGGUGCAGAAGGCAUAUGAUAGGCUGGAGAACAAGGACUUGGUUGAGGGUGUUUUGAAAUUGGAAGCUCAAAAGAAUGAUGGCUUGGAUAACUGUGCAUCAUCUUUGAGAUAUGCUGUGCGUAGACUGAUACGUGGUGUUUCUUCAUCAAGAGAGUGUGCUAGACAGGGUUUUGCAUUGGGUUUGACUGCUUUGGUGGCCACAAUUCCUAGCAUUAAAGUGGACUCCUUGUUGAAACUUAUAGUUGAUUUGUUGGAAGUCACAUCAUCGAUGAAGGGUCAGGAAGUAAGGGAUUGCCUCCUGGGUCGCUUAUUUGCUUACGGUGCUCUUGCUCGAUCUGACAGACUAAUUAAAGAGUGGUUUUCUGAUAAAGAUACUCUGCACAUCAAGGAAUUUAUGAGUGCUAUUAUCUCCCUUGCUGCAAAAAAACGAUAUUUGCAGGAGCCUGCAGUUUCAAUCAUUUUAGAAUUUGUUGGAAAGCUGCCUGAUGAAGCAUUGAUUGAUCAUAUUCUUGAAGCUCCAGGAAUUCCUGAAUGGUUCCAAGAAGCCAUUAAUGUUGGAAAUCCAGAUGCUUUGCUUUUAGCAUUGAAAAUUCGUGAAAAAUUGUCCAUUGACAGCACAUCAUUCGGUGAACUUUUGCCAAAUCCAUUCAGCUCAAGCAAACUUUUCUCUGCUGAUUACCUAUCCUCUAUUGAUAACUGCUUGAAGGAAUCCACAUUUUGUCAACCCCGGGUUCACUGUUUGUGGCCUGUUCUGGUAAAUGUUCUACUACCUGAUACCGUUUUGCAGGCAGAAGAUGUAGCAUCGAUUUCUAAUUCCUUUAAGAAGUACAAAAAGGGUCGCAAGUCUAGCUCUUCAGAAGAAGAAAUUGUUAAGAACGUCCAAUGUUUCUGUGAGGUUGUUAUUGAAGGAUCCCUCCUUCUGUCAUCUCACGAUCGUAAACACUUAGCACUUGAUGUUCUGCUUCUUCUCCUGCCAAGAUUACCUUCCUCUUUUGUACCAGUUGUUUUGUCCUACAAACUUGUUCAGUGCUUGAUGGAUAUACUUUCCACAAAAGAUUCCUGGCUGUAUAAAGUUGUGCAGCAUUUUCUUAAAGAAUUGUUAGAUUGGGUUAGCAAUGAUGAUGUCAGAAGAAUAGCUGUUAUUGUGGCCUUUCAAAAGCAUAGCAAUGGAAAAUUUGAUUGUGUUACAAAGACGAAAACAGUUAAAGGUUUAGUGGCAGACUUCAAAACAGAAACAGGUUGCAUGCUAUUUGUUCAGAACUUGAUUAACUUGUUUUUGGAUGAAGGUCAUGCUUCUGAGGAACCGUCAGAUCAGAGUCAAACAACUGAUGAGAAUUCUGAGAUAGGCUCAAUUGAGGACAAGGAUUCUAUUGGAAUUAUGGGGAAUGCUGAUUUUUUGAAAAGCUGGGUUAUAGAAUCUCUUCCUAGUGUUUUGAAACAUUUAAAGUUGGAUCCUGAAGCAAAAUUCCGAGUGCAAAAGGAAAUAUUGAAGUUUCUAGCUGUUCAAGGUCUAUUCUCUGCAUCUCUGGGCAAUGAAGUUACUUCAUUUGAAUUACAGGAGAAAUUUAGAUGGCCAAAAGCAGCCACCUCAAUUGCUCUUUGCAGGAUGUGCAUUGAACAACUCCAAUCACUGCUGGCAAAUGCUCAAAAGGUUGAGGAGCCACGGUCUUUGGCUAAUGGACUUGAGCCAAAUGACCUUGGCUGCUACUUUAUGCAUUUCUUUAGCACAUUACGCAACAUUCCUUCAGUUUCUCUCUUUCGAACUGUAAGUGAUGAGGAUGAACAGGCAGUCAAAAAAUUGCAAGAAAUGGACAGUAAACUUUAUAAAGACGAAAGGAACUGUGGGCUAAGCAGCAAUGCAAAUAAACUGCAUGCAUUGAGGUACUUGCUUAUCCUAUUGGUACUCCAAGUGCUCCUUCGACCUGGGGAAUUCUGUGAUGCAGCCUCUGAACUUAUCAUAUGUUGUAAGAAAGCUUUUUCAGCUCCUGAUGAUCUCGACUCAUCUGGAGAAGAUGAGUUGGACAAUGAUGCAGCGCCAGAAUUAAUGGAUGUUCUUGUGGAUACUUUGCUUUCCUUGCUGCCACAGUCAUCAGCCCCUAUGCGGUCUGCUAUUGAGCAGGUUUUCAAAUAUUUCUGUGGUGAUGUCACUGAUGAUGGACUGCUGCGUAUGUUGCGGAUAAUUAAGAAAGACCUAAAACCUGCUAGACAUCAGGAAGCAAGCAGUGAAAAUGACGAUGAUGACCUUCUUGGUAUUGAAGAAGAUGAGGAUAUUGAUGAAGCUGAGACAGCUGAAACAGCUGAGAGUGACGAACAAUCAGAGGACUCUGAGGCAGUCGUUGGCAGUGAGGGGGCUGACAAAGAACUUCCUGAAGAUUCUGAUGAUUCUGAUGGAGGAAUGGAUGAUGAUGCAAUGUUCCGCAUGGACACUUAUCUUGCCCAGAUCUUUAAAGAGAAAAAGAACCAGGCUGGUGGUGAAACUGCUCAGUCCCAGCUUGUCGUGUUCAAACUGCGAGUUCUUUCACUUCUGGAAAUUUACUUGCAUGAAAAUCGAGGUAAGCCCCAAGUCCUGACAGUGUACUCUAAGUUGGCUCAGGCAUUUGUCAAUCCACAUACUAUGGAUGGAAGUGAACAACUCGGGCAGCGAAUAUGGAGUAUUCUUCAGAAGAAGGUAUUCAAAGAAAAGAAGUUGCCCAAGGAUGAAUCUAUGCAAUUGUCUACUCUUGAAUCUCUAUUGGAGAAAAACCUUAAGUUGGCAUCAAAACCAUUCAAGAGAAAGAAAUCUGCUAGCACCCUAUCCAAGAAGAAGCUGUCAGCCUCUUUGAACAGGCACAAAAUGAUUGUUUCCCUUGCUCAGAAUUCAACGUACUGGAUAUUGAAGAUCAUUGAGGCAAGAAAUUUCUCAGAUGCUGAAUUGCAGGGAGUUUUUGAUCUCUUACAGGCUGUGUUAGUGGGGUAUUUUGACAGUAAAAAGUCCCAAAUAAAAUCUGGAUUUUUGAAAGAAAUAUUUAGAAGAAAUCCUAGGAUCGGCCAUCAACUUUUUAGCUUGCUGUUAGACAAAUGUGGCAAUGCAAAAUCAGACUUUCGACGGGUCGAGGCUCUUGAUUUGGUGAUUGAAGUAUUGAAGUCGCAGGUUCCAAUGAAUCCUAGUGAAAGCAACUGGGAUGCAUCAAAGAAAAUCUUGAAAAGCCAUCUGCAGAGUCUAAGUCAUUUAAUAGAGAGGUUGGUAACAAGGAUGCCUGAAAAGAAGUUGAGAAAAACUGAAGUGCACAAAUUUUGUGAUAAGAUCUUCCAGAUGAUAUCAACACUAGACCUAACCGAGGCUUUUCUGAGAUGUUUGGGACCAGAUGCUCGUCCUUCUUGUGAAUCUCAACUCGGUCCCCUUUUUCUUAAGUUGAAGAAGCUGGAAUGAGGGCCAGCUGUAAGAUAAUAGAUAUUUGUGGAAACUCCUUACGAAAGGGAGCCUGAUUUCAGCUGCCUACAGUGGCUUGGUGGCAGUCUCAUUGCUACAACCAGUAUGGCUUCAAAUAGAUAUAGCUGUAUUUGAGGAACACGUGAUCUCUCCUGAUUGUUGCUCCAAGUAACCUGAAGACUCGCUUGGUGAGAUUGAAAAAAUUUUGUCGGUGGUUAUUGUUCCAGUUCCUUAGCUUUCUUGUAAGUGGUCACACUGGGAGAGAAAUUGUUGACAUUCAGGCCUAAUUUAUCAAUAAAAUUGCCACUGAUUGUAUUGAA
Theobroma cacao (cacao) is the source of this 4453-nucleotide messenger RNA. Its product is annotated as DNA polymerase V family. Gene Ontology annotation, molecular function: transcription factor binding; DNA binding. Gene Ontology annotation, biological process: regulation of DNA-templated transcription. The record is from RefSeq and is a predicted model, not a curated record. NCBI's taxonomy places the organism in Eukaryota, Viridiplantae, Streptophyta, Magnoliopsida, Malvales, Malvaceae. Gene Ontology annotation, cellular component: nucleolus.